This is a messenger RNA of Indicator indicator, 2781 nucleotides long. It is a transcript of the gene KIF18A, whose product is annotated as kinesin family member 18A. Gene Ontology annotation, molecular function: microtubule motor activity; ATP binding; microtubule binding. Gene Ontology annotation, biological process: microtubule-based movement. The record is from RefSeq and is a predicted model, not a curated record. NCBI's taxonomy places the organism in Eukaryota, Metazoa, Chordata, Aves, Piciformes, Indicatoridae. The transcript has 16 exons. The coding region runs from base 1 to 2781 and encodes 926 amino acids.
AUGUCUGCUGCAAAGGAAGAUGAUGUCUGUAAUCACGUCAAAGUGGUGGUCCGUGUGCGUCCAGAGUCUCAAAAGGAGAAAAAUGGCAACUUCAGCAAGGUUGUUCGUGUUGUUGAUCAGCAUGUAUUGGUUUUUGAUCCGAAGGAGGAAGAAGUUAGCUUUUUUCAUAGGAAGAAACCAGCUCAUAGGGAUAUUAAUAAAAGAAAAAGCAAAGAUCUUAAAUUUAUGUUUGAUGCUGUUUUUGCUGAAAGUUCAUCUCAGCUGGAAGUUUUUGAGAAUACUACAAAAAGUGUCAUUGACGGCUUCUUAAAUGGAUAUAACUGCACAGUGCUUGCUUAUGGUGCAACGGGAGCUGGAAAGACUUAUACAAUGUUAGGCUCCCCUGAAGAUCCUGGAGUGAUGUAUUUAACCAUGAUGGCACUUUAUAAUUGCAUAAAUCAAAUAAAAGAAGAUAAGAUAUGCAAUAUUGCUGUCUCUUAUUUAGAGGUCUACAAUGAACAGAUCCGUGAUCUGUUGGUAAACUCAGGACCUCUGGCUGUUCGUGAAGAUGACCAAAAAGGGGUGGUAGUUCAAGGGCUAACGUUACAUCAGCCUAAAUCAGCAGAGGAAAUCCUUCAAAUGUUGGAUUAUGGAAAUAAAAAUAGAACACAGCAUCCCACAGAUGUAAAUGCUUCCUCUUCCCGGUCCCAUGCCAUUUUUCAGAUUUAUCUGAGGCAGCAAGAUAAAACAGCUAGCAUUACUCAGAACGUUCGCAUCGCCAAAAUGUCUCUCAUUGACCUGGCAGGGUCUGAACGUGCCAGUGCGACAAAUGCCAAGGGGGCUCGUUUUAGGGAAGGAACAAACAUCAACCGCUCCCUCCUAGCUCUCGGAAAUGUCAUUAAUGCCUUGGCAGAUCCAAAGAGCAAGAAGCAGCACAUUCCAUAUCGAAACAGCAAACUUACUCGAUUGUUGAAAGACUCUCUGGGAGGGAAUUGCCGAACAAUAAUGAUAGCUGCUGUUAGUCCAUCUUCCAUGUUCUAUGAUGACACCUACAAUACUCUGAAGUAUGCAAACCGAGCAAAGGACAUUAAGUCUUCUCUGAGGAGCAAUGUGGUUAGUUUGGACAGUCACAUAGAAGCUUAUGCUAAAAUUUGUAAUGAACAAAAGAAAGAGAUCCUAAUGUUGAAAGAGAAACUGAGAGAAUAUGAAGAAAAACAAGCAAGCCUUCCUGGAAGUUGUAAUGCUGCAACACUUUCAAACAGCCAGCAAGUGGAAAUAGACAGAUACAAAGAAAUCCUUAAAAAUCUGUUUGCGAACCGUGAGGAAAUUAGAAAAGAAUACCUCAGGUUGGAAAUGAAACUGAAAGAAAAUGAAAUGAAGACACAUUACCAGAAACAGUGUCAUGAGCAAGUUCAACUGUUGUGCUCUGAGGAAAGAGUCGAAAGGGCCACUUGCAAGCGGGAUCAGAGGCUUGCAAUGCUUAGAACCCACCACAUACACAUGCAGAAGAAGAAAGAAGAGCAUGUCCAACAUUUUGAGGAAAACACCAAUUGUCUGCAUAGUGUUGAAAAUGAAAUGCGCCUUCUGAGUCAAGAUGGGAGUAUUCCAAAGGAACUCUCUAAAGAUCUGCAAUGUUGCCGUUUAAACCUAGAAGUUAAGGAUCUGAAAGCCCAGCUGGAGCACACAUUGUCUCUGGUGUCCCUUCAAGACCAGCAUUAUAAGCAGACUGAAAAGGUACUAAAUACUUUGCUUCCAGUUCUUCGCAAGCAAUACCUGACUUUGAAACAAUAUGGGCUGACAAAUAAUUUAACUGAAGCUGAAUUUGGGGAGGUUGAGCAGCUGAUUCAAAGACCAAAAUCAGUAGUUUGGGCUGACCAGACUGAGGAGCAGGAACAAAAUCAGAAUGGUGAACUAAAAUUGUCAACUAUGUUUGCAUUCCCACAACUUGUGACCAGACAAAACACCCUGUGUGGUACAACUUUGGGUACACCAUCACAAGAAACAAAUAAAAAUACACAACAAAUAGUAGAAUGUGCAGUACCACAACAGAAAAGAACUCGGCGGAAGCUAAUGGACUCUCCAGUCACAAUUCCAAGUCCUGCUGCAUCCAAGCUGUCCAGCCUUCACCAUCUGGAGGAUUCCCUUACCAAGGAAGUCCGCCCUAUCGUGUACACACCAGAGUUUAGCAGAAAGCCAGAACAAAGCGACUGCACACAGACUGUGGUGAAGAAGGCUUUACACCUUGCAGGCCUUCAGGAAGUUGAUGUGUGUAAUACAGAUAGGCCAGUGAAAAAGCCGAGUGUUACAGACUCUACGUGUGACACAAUCUCACAGUAUGGUGGAGCUGACAUGAACUCAACAGUGAUCCUCUAUGAACUGACAGAUGAAACAGCUGAAACAUCUACUGAUUUAUCUCUGAAGGAAUCACAGCCAUGCAGCAACACCCUUCUGCAAAGACUUGGUCUCUCUACAUUAAACAAAAAUCUUACUCCAGUAUUUGAGAAGCCCUCAUAUAUGGCAAUGACUUCUGCUGCUGAGAGAAAAAGAAGGAUUCCCGGUUCUACCUCCAACACUGUGUUAGGCAACCCCCACGAACCUAUUCCUGCCAAACGCAGUCGACAAGAGGUCUUGUUAAGCCAUAGAGCUUUGCGAGUACCCAAAGUUGAAGGAAAUAAAACAAGGAGCUGGAAGCAAGAACAGGAUAUGCCAGGAAACUUAGUUAAAAGCCUUUCUGAGGGAAACAUAGCAAGAACAUCAAAAAAAAUUUUGCUUCCUGUCUUCAAGAAAAAAAGUAGAAUUUAG